Molecule: messenger RNA, 2439 nt
Organism: Cuculus canorus (common cuckoo)
Lineage: Eukaryota; Metazoa; Chordata; Aves; Cuculiformes; Cuculidae
Gene: DBN1
Product: drebrin 1
Exons: 15
Coding region: 133-2073 (646 amino acids)
Biological process (GO): positive regulation of axon extension; postsynaptic actin cytoskeleton organization; neuron projection morphogenesis
Cellular component (GO): postsynaptic membrane; actin filament; lamellipodium
Molecular function (GO): actin filament binding
Source: RefSeq, a predicted model, not a curated record
CGCUAGGACCGGGCGCGGCGGCGGGCGGAGCCUCUCCGCCGCUCGCCCCUCCGCCCGGCCGCUGCGGCAGUGUCUCGGAGGCGGGCAGGCGGCCGGUCCCUCCGGUCCCACCGGCAGCAUCCCGGCCCCGCCAUGGCUGGCGUCGGCUUCGCGGCGCACCGCCUGGAGCUGCUCGCCUCCUACCAGGACGUGAUCGGCGAGGACAGCCCCACCGACUGGGCCCUCUACACAUAUGAAGAUGGCUCCGAUGACCUGAAGCUGGCAGCAUCUGGAGGCGGAGGUUUGCUGGAGCUCUCUGGCCACUUUGAGAUCCAGAAGGUGAUGUAUGGCUUCUGCAGUGUCAAGGACCCCCAGGCCGUUCUCCCCAAAUAUGUCCUCGUCAACUGGGUGGGCGAGGACGUGCCAGAUGCUCGUAAGUGUGCUUGUGCCAGCCAUGUGGCCAGGAUCGCCGAAUUCUUCCAGGGCGUGGAUGUCAUCGUCAACGCCAGCAGUGUGGAGGACAUCGACCCAGGGGCCAUCGGGCAGCGUCUCUCCAAUGGACUGGCCCGUGUCUCCAGCCCAGUGCUGCACCGCCUGCGGCUGCGGGAGGACGAAAACACGGAGCCUGUGGGCACCACUUACCAGAAGACCGAUGCCACCGUGGAGAUGAAGCGGCUCAACCGGGAGCAGUUCUGGGAACAAGCCAAGAAAGAGGAGGAAUUGCGUAAGGAGGAGGAGCGGAAAAAGGCCCUGGAUGCCAGGCUGCGGUUCGAGCAGGAGCGGAUGGAACAGGAGCGACUGGAGCAGGAGGAACGGGAGCGGCGCUACCGGGAGCGUGAGGAGCAGAUCGAGGAGCACAGGCGGAAGCAGCAGAGCAUGGAGGCAGAGGAGGCCCGACAGCGCCUGAAGGAGCAGUCCAUCUUUGGGGAUCAGCAAGAGGAGGACGACAGGCAGCAGCUCAGGAAAUCUGAGUCAGAGGUGGAGGAGGCUGCUGCCAUCAUUGCUCAACGGCCCGACAACCCCCGGGACUUCUUCAAGCAGCAAGAGCGAGUGGCGUCGAGCAGCGGCGACGCUGUCUCACCGGGCAGCCACAGGACAGGUCGUCUGCACUGUCCAUUCUUAAAGACAGCUGACAGUGGGCCACCUUCUUCAUCCUCCUCCUCUUCCUCUCCCCCACGGACCCCCUUCCCCUAUAUCACCUGCCACCGCACCCCAAAUCUCUCCUCUUUCUUCCCAUGCAGCCAGUCGGACGCUUACCGCAAGGCCUCGGCAGCGGGCUGCAGCCCUUGCGAGUCCAGCCCAGCUGCCACGCCACAGGGCGAGCUGGGUACCCGCACCCUGGGCCAUGAGACGCCGGCAACGCCCAAAGACUCCCCCAGCCCCAGCACCCAGGAGGCUGAGCUAGCCGCCCCCGAACAGCACUGGCCCUUCCCGGGGCCCGAGGACAAGGCCACUGAGCCCCCUGGGGACGAGCCCAGCCCCAGGCCGGCAUGGACAGCGGGGGCUGAUGCCCUGGGAGACCUGGUGACCCUGGAGCCCGAUGAGCCCUCCCCUCCAGCCACAGCCACUGAGCCCCAGCCUGGGGACAUCCCCAACCCAGAGAGCCUCAUCGACUUGUGGCAGAGCGAUGGGGUGACCGCCCCCACUGUCUGGCCUCUGCCUGCUGCCCCCGUCCCCGAGGGCACCCCGGCCACGCUGCCUGACGAAGGGACCCUGCUGAGCCUGGAUGAGCUGCCCGAGCCCCCUGCCACCUUCUGCGAUGCAGAGCAGGAGGAGGUGGCGGCCAGUGGGGAGGACCCCCAGCCCCAGGGGCUCGGCUGCCAGCACACCCCCCAGGAGGAUGCCCCGGGCCGAGAGACACCCCCCAUCACCAAUGGGGAGAUGGCCCCCAAAGAUGGGACGCCAGGUCGUGGGGAGCAGGCCAGCGAGGGCUACUUCAGCCAGUCCCAGGAGGAGGAGGUGCCCCCUGCCGAGGAGCUGUCGGCCAAAGCCCCCCAGCCCAUCUUCUACAACAAGCCCCCAGAGAUCGACAUCACGUGCUGGGAUGCAGACCCCUUGCCUGAGGAAGAGGAGAGCUUUGGGGGGGGCCUGUAAACCCGAGCCCCACCACAGCACAGGCAGCCUGCCCUGGCCGGUGUGGGGCAUGGGGGGGCUGCAGCCGGGGGCCGGGCCCCCCCUUGCCCCUCUGGGGCCCCGCAGGAUGAGGCCUCUGGGUGGGGGCCGCCCCCUUGUGCCCCCACUCUGGGGCACCUUUUACAGCCCCUCCAUCUCUUUCUCUCUUUUUUAAGUUGUUGGUAGGAGCCGUGUCGACCCCUCAGCCCCCCCUUAGCAGUUCCCCCCCCUACCCCAACGGCCCCUUUAGGGGGGGACACACGCUCGCAUCCCCUGUCCAGCUGUGGGAUGGAGUCCUCGUUCUCUUCAUGCCCCCCUCCCCGGGAGUCCCCCAGUACUUUGCACGAG